UUCCCUGUGGGUCGGCUUGGACUGACUUUUGACAGUCAGCCUUCAGCUGUGGAAGGGGCCUGGCGGCGGCAAGCGGAGAAAGUUGCUGGGAGCAGAGGCGGGGUUGUGCCGGUCGGGCCGGGCGCGCGGGGCGGGCGGCGGGCGUCCCCGACCGACGCGGCGCCCAGGCUGCCGGCGCGUCCCGGGGUUCCGAUUUGAAGACUCAACUUCUCAUCGCUCACUGGAUUAUGCCCAAGGCUUUUUUGCCCAAUGAUCCUCCUGCAACACGCUGGGCUUCCUCAACCUAAGCGGCCCUCAUCCUCUCCUCCUAUGUCAGUGGCCACCAGGUCUACAGGAACCUUGCAGCUUCCACCACAGAAGUCUUUUGGGCAGGAGGCUUCCUUGCCUCUGGCAGGGGAAGAAGAGUUACCUAAAGGAGGAGAGCCAGACUCGGCCCUGGAGGAGCUAUGUAAGCCCCUGUAUUGCAAACUCUGUAAUGUCACCUUGAAUUCAGCGCAGCAGGCCCAGGCGCAUUAUCAGGGUAAAAAUCAUGGCAAGAAACUCCGAAAUUACUAUGCAGCCAAUAGUUGUCCUCCUCCUGCCAGAAUGAGCACUGCAGUGGAGCCUGCAGCUACCCCAGUUGUUCCAGUCCCUCCACAGAUGGGCUCCUUCAAGCCAGGAGGCAGAGUGAUCCUGGCUACAGAGAAUGACUACUGUAAGCUCUGUGAUGCCUCCUUUAGCUCCCCAGCUGUGGCACAGGCUCACUAUCAAGGGAAGAAUCAUGCCAAGAGGCUGCGGCUGGCGGAAGCUCAGAGUAACUCAUUCUCGGACUCCUCAGAGGUGGGUCAGCGACGGACCCGGAAAGAAGGGAAUGAAUUUAAGAUGAUGUCUAGUAGGAGAAAUAUGUAUACAGUACAGAAUAAUUCAGCAGGUCCGUACUUCAAUCCCCGCUCUCGGCAGAGAAUUCCACGUGAUCUAGCUAUGUGUGUUACUCCAAGUGGCCAGUUUUACUGCUCAAUGUGCAAUGUCGGAGCUGGUGAAGAGAUGGAAUUCCGGCAGCAUUUAGAGAGCAAGCAACAUAAAAGCAAGGUGUCUGAACAACGGUACAGGAAUGAGAUGGAGAAUCUGGGAUAUGUACAGUGAUUGUUAUAUUCAAAUAGAGCAGCUUGUCCUGCCUGUGGUUUGCCUUCUGUCACCUUGCCCUGCUUUGUGAUCCUUUUGAUAUGAAUACAUUCCUCUGCUCAGUGUUAAUACCUGUAACCUGCAGUGGUGCCAUGAGAUGUCAAAACUCGGGUUUGCGGGGAGGGAAACUUGCUUCUUAGGUCAUAAUGCUUUUUUAGACCAGCUGUGUUGAGCUACUUACAGCAUGUAAUCUAUGUACCCUACCAGAAAUGACUUUUUGUCUUGACCAAGUUCUGAGUGUCUAGUAGCCUGGUCACUUAGAGCUGUGACUAUUUAACAAUUUCAUCUUUGCAAUUUUAGUUUUAUGGACUGUUAGAUGAAAUUGUUUUGAGUUCUUAUUUCAGAGCACAGUAAAAACAGGUAAGCAGAGAUUUCCAUUUCCAGAAGCUUCAUUGGACCCAUCAUCACCUCAGUGCAUUGUCAGUAGGACGUACUAUUCCAGUCUGCAGUAGGGCCUUGCCCAGGACAUCAUUUCCCUGUGUCAUGUCCCUCCAUCAUUGAAGUGAAGGUGAUCUUGAAUUCACACGCUUUCAGAGUGCUUGUGUUCUUCCAAACAGUCAAACUUCAUUUCCAGGUGUAAAUUUCACACAUUUAAUUGCCACCUCCUUCCAUCCUCCUUUUUCAACCUGUUUGAAUCAGCUUGUCUGGUAAGCUCAUUUUUAUAUCCUACCUGUACUGUGGUUUUUCUAAGCCCCAGAUAUGAAUAUCUAAUGAGUUCAAGAUGGGCAUGAUUUUUAAAAAUAUACUUUUCAGCUAAUUUUAGGAAAUUUAAAGAUGUGUUAACUUUUUAAUUUAGUUGUUUUCACUAAUAAUAACAGGCACUAACAGGAUAGUCUCAACUGUAAGUUCAGAUUUCUUGAUACUUUAUUUUGGUAGUCUUUUAAAAUAAUCCAAUCCUUACACUUUACAAUUCUUCUCUGUCUACCAGUUUAUUGGCUAUUGUGAAAAAAUACCACUGCCUGCAAUUUCAUAGAUAGAGAAUUUAAAA
Castor canadensis (American beaver) is the source of this 2149-nucleotide messenger RNA. It is a transcript of the gene Zmat3, whose product is annotated as zinc finger matrin-type 3. The record is from RefSeq and is a predicted model, not a curated record. Gene Ontology annotation, molecular function: zinc ion binding; nucleic acid binding. Lineage: Eukaryota; Metazoa; Chordata; Mammalia; Rodentia; Castoridae.